UUAGGUGAUUUGAAAUUUCAAUCAAAAAGUAGUUGGAGCCACCUCCGUAGAUUAAAUGAAUUUGUCACAACUUGCUUUUUACAGGAUGGACUUGUUCACACUUGCUUGGAGCCUGUGGAAAUCCUUUAUCUAACCAUUGCUUACGAUUGGUUCCUUUUUGGGCAUAUGUUGUCCGAUAGACUAAGCAAGGGAGAGGAGAUUUUCUUCUUCUGCUUCAAUUUUUUGAAGCACAUCACCUCAGAAGAAUUCUCUGUAAUAAAGAAAUCCAGAAGGAAGGCCGCGCAUUGUAAAGAAGCUCAGUUCCCUAUGGAAGAUCUUUGUCUGCUAGCGCAUACAGACCGAGGAAGUACCACCAGCCUGAGCAGCGAUUUCUCAGUCAUCAUGGAGGAGUCUCCCACUACUACAGGGACUUUCAAUUAUGAAGCAUUGGAAAUGACAACAGGCCCAGCAACGCAGGUUGCUUGGAGAAAAGGCCGAACGUCGUCACCACAGACUGUUAUGUGGAAUAAACCUUACCUGCCUAACCAACUAGAGGAUCGGUUCUUACAACAUGGUAUACCUGAAGCUAGGUCAUCGUUCUACCAAUCAGAAAAUAACUUCAGAACAGGAAGUAGCAGCCCCUUGGCUGUUCCUGAAAGAAGCUCCACAGAGUAUUCCCAAUCUUCAUCCUCUUCCACGGAUUAUGGCAGCUGGCAGAUCGUGUCUGGCUGUGGCAGUAUUCAUGACCAGACUGUAGUUACCAAUGACUCACCCCUCCCCUUCAGUGUACAAGAUGAUGGAGCCAAUGGAAGACUCUAUCAGCACAUCCCAGAACGCAGGGCCAAGUUGGAGGAAGUCAGAGCCAUAUUUUUGUCUGCAUACAGUGCAACUGUGGGCCUCCGAUCUGUAUCGUCCAGUCCAUCGUCAUCCAUUGGUGGACUUCUGGAACAGUUUGCACGUGGAGUUGGGCUGAGAGGCACAAACAGCAUUGUCUGACAUAGCUGGCUUUUGUUUUUUUUUCUUACAAAAAAAAGUAUGGAUCACUGUGCAGAUAGUGACUGUGACAAUGCCAAAGAUGGACUUGUGAAUUUGUUUUUCAACUCGAUAAUAUAUUUCAUUUUUUGACCUUAGAUAGUAUUUAGGUAUUUGUGUUUCUUCUCCAGUUCAUUUCUCCACCUUCCAGAAAUAGUCACUGUCCCCCAUCUCACGUCUAUUCCACAAAUAUUGGUGAAAGGAAGUAAAAAUAAAACAAAUUCAGCCUUUGGUACAGGACUACUUAUUCAUGAAUUUUUUUUUGCCUCCUCUCAUUUAUAUUGGAAAAACUUGUCACAACUAUUAUUUUCCAGUUGGAGAUCCCAUAUUAUGAAGCAAUUGGAAGUAGUGGUGAACACAUCCAGUGACAUUUUUAAAUCUUUUUUAAAAAUUGCCAUCAUUGUUAACAUACUCCAGUCUAUGAUCACCUGACUGUAUAGAAGAAUUUGGGUCUUGCAUCUUCCUUCUCAGGCUGCUUUUCAAGAUGGUUAGGUGUGAUGAAAUUAGUUCUUUUAAUUAAGGAGCUAGACUGCAAUAGAGUUGUUUCUUUAAAAAAAAUUAGCAAAAUUUCAGCAUGGUUGAUUUCUUUCUUACAAGUGUGGGUCUUAUUGUGGUGUACUCUUGUUGAUAUAGUGGGAUAAUGUGUUUGGCAUAGUCGUCAAUCCUAAUUACGCUAACUUAUAGAAUGGUGGGAGCGAGAGAUGGUCUAAUCAAAUCUGAGAGAAUUAAAUUUAGAAGCAACUAGCUCAAGCAACUUGAGUGGCCACAAAGGCAAGUUACCUGGUAAGUACAGGAACUAACCACUGCUGUGUUUUUUCAUACAUUUAACUACUGCCACUAAUAAAACUGUCAGUAGUAAAUGAUUUGGCUUCAGUAAGGUUCUGCUAAGCUUCUAACAACUUGUUCAACAAACGAAUACUGUUUGUCAAUUUAAGAAAGAAUACAAUAGUAAGAUGGUAUGUUGUCAUUAGCAGAUCUAAUUUAAUUCAGCGUUAGACUUAUUUUCUAAAGAUUUAAGAUUGUUUCUAUUUUUUUAAUACUGCAUUUAACCUGCUUGAGAAACUUGGAUAAUAUUUUUGUAACAUUUUUCUUUAAAAAUAUUUAUUUUAAGCAUCCAUGUUUCCUCUUAAAAUGUAAUUGUUCUUCUCUGGGUUCCUGCUAUUCACAUUUUACAACUUUUUUUAUUUUGUUGCCGUUGAAGAUUAAGUGAAGAGAGAACUGUGUAUUGCAGCAUUUGAAUUGCAAAUCUUGGAGUUUAAAUUUCAUGCUUCAGCUCUUUAUAGGAUGGAGACCAUUCAAUGGUUAAAUGACCUUAAUGUUUUGAUCAAGCUGUUGACUCUUAGAUCAGCAUUGAAGACUUUAACAUGGAAGAGCAUAAGAAAGGUCAAGGAUGAUGAAAGACUGUAGUCCAUCAAAGUUCACUCCUCCAAUGCCACAAUUCUCCCAUUAUGUCCAGUUACAUUUUGAAUGCCUAAUUUUGUUGCCUAACCUAGGUAGCAAACCUAUCCUAACAUUUUGCACUGAGUAAAGAAUAGCAACCGAGUAAUUGUUCCAAACUUUGGAUUUCACUAAUUUAAAUCCACCUCACUUAGAGAUGUGUUUGCCAUAUCUGUGGUAUUUUAACCUUCUUCACAGAUCCUCUCCUCCUCCUUCCGCCCCUUCACCCACCUCUAUGUUUCUGGAAUCACUUUUAGGAUUAGGUUUUUGUUUAUUCUAAAUUUAAAAGGUGUGAGGAGGAUGCAGUAGCACUUGUUAAAAAAUAAAACAAUAUUUUGAGUGUAGAUCUCUCAAAAUCUACUGUAAAUGAAAACCAGUAUACCUAAAAUGUUAAUUGCCUUGUAUCACUUCAGCUGCUGGCCAACCUGUUGUACAUUUCCAACACUCUCUUUUUAUUUCAGAUUUCCAGAACUUAAUUUUUUUUUAAAUUCCUGCAGUUCUUUAUAUACUUUACUUCCCAGUCCACUCCUACCCUCUGUGACUGACCAUAAACAAUACGUAGUAUUGCACAUGGUAAUACUUUAUUCUUAAUAAGUAUUGAUAAGACAGUUCAAACUGAUCAUGGUAAGUUGGUUUUUU
Molecule: messenger RNA, 3087 nt
Organism: Chiloscyllium plagiosum (whitespotted bambooshark)
Lineage: Eukaryota; Metazoa; Chordata; Chondrichthyes; Orectolobiformes; Hemiscylliidae
Source: RefSeq, a predicted model, not a curated record